This is a messenger RNA of Jaminaea rosea, 772 nucleotides long. RefSeq lists its product as hypothetical. The transcript has a single exon. The coding region runs from base 129 to 614 and encodes 161 amino acids. The record is from RefSeq and is a predicted model, not a curated record. Lineage: Eukaryota; Fungi; Basidiomycota; Exobasidiomycetes; Microstromatales.
GUCGAUUCACUCUGGCUCCCUCGCUCACUGGCCCGCUUCGCCGGCUCGUCCCUUUGUACCUGUCACAUCCGCCGCACCGCACAGCCUGCGCUUGCACUCAGCUUCGGUCCUGUUCGGGUGACGAUGAGAUGUGCGAUCCUCUCUUUGGUGUCACAUUGGCGGCAUUGGCGUAUGUCGGUCGUGGCGUCGUCCACCUAGAGAAGCCGCACGGACGCCCAUUGCAAGAAGAAGCAAAAGCCAAGGAUGAGGCCAGGGCAGCGGCGGAGCGAGGAGCGAAGAGCGAGAAGCAGCUGCUACUACGGGCGGCAAUGGGCGUCCACAUUGGUCAAUGUAGUGGAAGCGGGAGACGGACAAAGAGAUGCAAUCGCUUGGCCGCUGUCGUCUUCACAUCGAAGACCGUAGGCGGACGGGCGCACUGCUCGGCGUUAUCAAGAGAAUGCUUGCCCGAGACACAUUCAGUGAUUUCAACGAGUUUCCAGUGUCACACAGAGACGACGUCACCCGCCAUAGCAUCGCCCUCCGCAGGGUCAGUCCACCAUUCAUUAGCCGCAAUCGUCUGCUGUAGCAUCAACUUGUCUUUCUCCUCUCCUAUCAUCGAACCGCCCCUGCCUUGACUCUUGGCGGGCACCACCUCCUCUUCCUAUCAGUCCUGACGACGACGACCAGCGACGAGACGACUGCUACGAACGACUGCGACGAACGGUCACGACAGUGCGCUAUAGAGGCUCCUUCACCUCAUCUUGAGCUCUGACGACUUACGACAAACGGCGAC